Molecule: messenger RNA, 3598 nt
Organism: Zonotrichia leucophrys gambelii
Lineage: Eukaryota; Metazoa; Chordata; Aves; Passeriformes; Passerellidae
Gene: EXTL1
Product: exostosin like glycosyltransferase 1
Exons: 11
Coding region: 878-3124 (748 amino acids)
Cellular component (GO): membrane
Molecular function (GO): glycosyltransferase activity
Source: RefSeq, a predicted model, not a curated record
ACCACCGGGACCGACCGGACAGGAGGGACAGAAACACGGACACGGGGACAGCCACACGGACACGGGACAGCCAGCCCCGCGGGACUGACCGACGGACAGCACAGCCAGCUCCCGGCGGGAACGGGGGACAGCCAGCCCUGGGCGGGACAGACACACGGACGGACGAGGGACAGCCAGAUCUGGGAGGGGACAGGGGACAGACAGUCCCGGAGUGACAGACGGACAAGGGACAGCCAGCUCCGAGGGGUGCAGGGCACAGCAGGAUAGUUAGCCCCGGAGGGGACAGACAGACAGACAGACGGACAGGGGACAGGCAGUCCCGGACAGGGGGACAGCGGAGAGCAGCCGGGGUCUCGGUCUCGGGGGGACACGGGAACAGAGAGCCCAGCGCAGGGACAGACGGACAAGGUGACCAGGGGGAAGCACACCCAGCGCCCCGGGAGCGGCUCCUCCGCCCGACCGCGCACCGGGAGCCCCGGCGGCCGCUCCGCCGCCCUCCCCGGCCGGGGAUGCAGCCCGGAGCCGCGGGCAGGCGGCGAUCGGGGCUCCGGGACACGGCCCGGCACCCACCGGGGCCGCGGCACCCCGAAGGGAUUUGAAGCUGGGUCAAGCCAUGGAAAUGUCACUGUGGCGGCUCGGGGGCCCGGAGAAGUGAGCGGCUGGGACACAGGGACACCGGGACACCGGGCUGGGCUCUGCACACCGGGACGGCCCCGAGAAACCAGCACAGCCCUGGGACUGUCACGGCCUGAAGGACACAGGACAGUGCCCGGGGCCAGGAGCCGUCCCACUGCCCACCCGGGGCUGGGAACACCGUCCUGACCGAGCUCUGGCACCCACGAGAGCCCGAUGAGGAGCUGGGGCUGCGUGUGAACCUAUGCAGACCAGGAAGAAAUACAUUUUCCUGGCUUUCCUGGCCUCUUGGCUCCUGCUUUUCUUCUUCGGAGGGGACCAGCUGCGCCGUUUCGCUUUGUUUUCCGCCAGGAAAGCAGAAGCCCCGAGGAGCUGGCCCCGCUGGACGGAUCAGUCCCUCCUCAGGAGCUUUGCAGAGCCCGAGGAGCUGCAGAGGGAUGGGGACGCUGCCCUGCUGUCCCCCCGGGAGAGGCGAGCGGCCUGGCUGAGGGCCUAUAGGAGCAGCAGGUGCCGCAUGGAAACCUGCUUCGACCUCUCCAGGUGCGAGAGGAACGGCUUCAAGGUGUUCACCUACCCCCAGGAGCGGGGCCAGCCCGUCUCGGAGACCUACAGCAAGAUCCUCAGCUCCAUCGAGCGCUCGCGGUACCACACGGCCCGGCCCGAGGAAGCGUGCCUCUUCAUCCUCAGCGCCGACACGCUGGACCGCGACCGCCUCUCGGAGCACUACGUGCGCGACCUGGAGGGCAAAAUCCACAGCUCCCCGCUCUGGAACGGCGGCCGCAACCACCUCAUCUUCAACCUCUACUCGGGCACCUGGCCCGGCUACGGCGGCGAGCUGGGCUUCGACCCCGGGCACGCCAUCCUGGCCAGGGCCAGCUCCGACAGCCGCACCUUCCGGCCCGGCUUCGACGUCUCCAUCCCCCUGAUCCCCCGGGAGCACCCGCAGCGCGGCGGGCACCGCGGCUGGCUGGCAGAGGUGCCCCCCAAGAGGAGAUUCCUGCUGGUGUUCAAGGGCAAGCGGUACCUGACGGGCAUCGGCUCCGGCACGCGCAACGCGCUGCACCACAUCCACAACGGGAAGGACAUCAUCUCCCUGACCACCUGCAAGCACGGCAAGGACUGGCACAGGCACAAGGACACGCGCUGUGACCAGGACAACGCGGACUAUGAGAGGUUUGAUUACCAGGAGCUGCUGCACAACUCCACGUUCUGCAUCGUGCCCCGGGGCAGGCGCCUGGGCUCCUUCCGCUUCCUGGAGGCUCUGCAGGCCGCCUGCAUCCCGGUGCUGCUGAGCGACGGCUGGGAGCUGCCCUUCGCCGAGGCCAUCGACUGGGGCAAGGCUGCUGUGGUGGGCAGCGAGAGGCUCCUGCUGCAGAUCCCCUCUGCCGUGCGCUGCAUCCGCCCCGAGCGUGUGCUGGCCUUCCAGCAGCAGACGCAGUUCCUGUGGGAUGCCUACUUCUCCUCGGUGGACAAGAUCGUGCACACCACGCUGGAGAUCAUCCGGGACCGGCUGGACCCGGCCCGCUCCCGCUCCCGCCGCCUCUGGAACGCGCUGCCCGGGGGGCUCCUGGUGCUGCCCGAAUUCUCCACGCACCUCGGGGAUUUUCCCUUCUACUACCUGCACCACGGCUACAGUCCCUCCAAGAAGUUCACGGCUUUCAUCCGGGCGGUCUCGCAGGCAGGGUCGCUGUCCCAGCCCCUCCUCAGGCUCAUCCAGGCCGUGUCUGGAUCCCAGUACUGCGCCCAGAUCGUGGUCCUGUGGAGCUGCGAGAAGCCGCCACCCCCGAGCGGGAAAUGGCCCCAGAGCAGCGUGCCCAUGACCAUCAUCCAGGGCAGGAGGAAGCUCAGCGACCGCUUCUUCCCGUUCGAGGCCAUCCAGACGGACGCGGUGCUGAGCCUGGACGAGGACACCGCCCUGUCCACCAGCGAGGUGGAUUUUGCCUUCUCGGUGUGGCUCAGCUUCCCCGAGCGCAUCGUGGGCUUCCCCACGUGGAGCCACUUCUGGGACGCCGAGCGGGGCCGCUGGGGCUGCACGUCCCGCUGGACCAACGAGGUCUCCAUGGUGCUCAGCGCCGCCGCCUUCUACCACCGGUACUACCACAGCCUCUUCACCGAGUACCUGCCCGCGGGGCUGCGGGAGCUGCCGGCCUGCGAGGACAUGCUGCUGAACGCGCUGGUGGCCGCUGUCACCAAGCUGCCGCCCGUCAAGGUGACCCAGCGCAAGCAGCACAAGGAGGGGGCGGCCCGGCAGGCGGGCUGCGGCGAUGAUGGGGCUGCGGGGACCCCCCCGGGCCCGCCCCCCGCUCCGGCCGGGGCACGGGGCACGGAGGGCGGCCGGCGGCUCGGGCAGCGCCAGGACUGCCUGAAGCAGCUGGAGAACUGGUUCGGCUACAUGCCCCUGGUGUCCUCCCGGCUGCGCCUCGACCCCGUCCUCUUCAAGGACCAGGUGUCGGUGCUGCGCAAGAAAUACCCGAGCCUGGAGAGGCCGUGAGGGUCGGGCCGGGCCCCAGGGGCAGGAUCGCUGCUGAUGCUGACGGGGUUUUACUCGUUAUUGGCUUUCACCAGUGCAAUAAAGGAGGGCGAGAGGUAGGAUCAGAUGGUGGAAUGGAGGAAAGGCUGUGGGAUUUGGGGGGCACCAGGUUUUGGGUGCUGCAACCCUUCUGCCAUCGCACCCUGGGAACAACCCGGGCAGCCCUGCGGGGAGGGAGAGUCCUUCACCUUCCCGAGAGCAAACAGAGGAGCGAUAAGAGCCGUGUGUGACCUCCCUGCGUGGCUCCAGCUGCGUCCCCCGCAGGCCCUGGGCAGCCCAGCACCCCCCAUUGCCCAGCAGCACUCCCCACAGAAGGGAAAAGGGUGUUCCAGCUGGCUUUCCUCCCAGCUGGACGGAAAUACGGAAUGUUAGGUGCCUCCAACAGCCGCUCUGGGUGUGUCCUUGGCUGCUGCAGAUAGCGGAGAUAAAGCCGGG